Molecule: messenger RNA, 3147 nt
Organism: Ustilago hordei
Lineage: Eukaryota; Fungi; Basidiomycota; Ustilaginomycetes; Ustilaginales; Ustilaginaceae
Exons: 1
Coding region: 1-3147 (1048 amino acids)
Biological process (GO): DNA integration
Molecular function (GO): nucleic acid binding
Source: RefSeq, a predicted model, not a curated record
AUGGUACGUGAUGGGGGUAAGCUCAUUGCUUCGACGCCGAAGCAAGGAUCCGUAGACACUGCUGGGCAUGAACGGUUGCGGGUACAGGCUAUAGGCGAUGCAACUUUGCGAGUAAGAGACGUCAAGAUACCGCUCACUGAUGUACUUCACGUCCCCAACCUUAGCAAGAACCUAUUGUCAAUCCCAGCGCUGACUGAAAAUGGUGCACGCGUGAUAUUUGAAGAGUCUGGAGCUACUAUCCUCCAACACGAUGGGAGCAUGGUCAAGAGCAAGACCAACCGGCGCAAGAAGAGAUGGGAGGUCUACAGUGACGCCCUAGCAGCACAGCUCAAUGAUCCCCUAGAGGGCAUUGAUGCCACCACAACACCAGCAAAGCCCGCAAGCCACACAACGAGCAAACUAUGGCAUGAACGAUUCGGUCACCCUGGCAGGAACAAGACCAAGCAAAUCCAGGCCCACUACUUAGGAAAGGAGACACAGCUUGGACAUGAUGCAAGGGACUGCAACUGUUGCAGCCAAGCAAAGCAAACACGCGCAAGAAUGACAAGCAGCAAGACAGAGCGAGCCCAGGCACCUCUGGAGCUGGUACACAUUGACCUGAUGACGGACCUGAAAGGCCAUCCCAACUACCACCACGCAUUGAUAGUUGUAGAUGACUCGUCAUCUUACGUAUAUGUGAAACCACUCCUCAGCAAGGCCGAAGCGUUCCCUGCCCUAAAAGCAUGGAUCAAGACGGCAGAGAUAGCAACAGACCACACACUAAAGUGCAUCCGCAGCGACAACGGAACAGAGUGGUCCAGCUUUGGAGCAGAGGAAUGGAAACGAGAAGCAGGGUUCAGGUGGCAGAAAACCACACCAUACGUCAGCGCCCAGAACGGGAGAGCAGAGCGCAUGAUUAGAUCCCUUCAAGAAAAAAUGCGCGCAAUGCUGGUUCAGAGAUCGGUACCAAAGGAGCUGUGGCCCUACGCCAUCAUGGCCGCAGGGCACACACUGAACUUGACACCCUCCACCGAAGCAAAUAGGGUUCCAUACGAGGACUUCUAUCGCAAGUCUGCGCAUGGUUUGGCCAAGCAGCUGCGUGUCUUCGGUUGCCUCGCUUGGGUCCACCUCCCCAGGAAAGAUCACGCAGGAAAGCACGGCGUAAGAGCAAUCCCAGGAAUCAUGGUCGGAUACGAUGACGAGCACAAGGGAUGGAAAUUCUUCACCCCCGGCCACUCCCCAUCCAUACGGUGGAGCAACUCAGCCACAUUCCACGAAGCCAAAGGUUGGCAUGAUCGCCCCAGCGUGCAGAGCCCACUGCAGUUCGGGUUCGAGAGCCUCGAAGCAGAAGGCACUAGACCCGAGGCAGAUAGCGACAAGCCCGAACUGGAGGUGGAAGUACUCGACAUGGAGGAUCCACUCCCCGAGCCACACACUGCACCGCCCACCGACCCUACCGACGACAACAGGUCGGAGCUCGAUGUCGAAGAGAUGAUUGGAGAAGCACAUACAGCCGCCUUGAACCUCACGCCGACCUUAAAGGAAGCACUUGCCGGUGAUGAUGCGCAACAAUGGCAGGAAGCCAUACGCAAGGAGCUAGAUGGACUCGAGGCAAUGGGAACAUGGGAGAUAGUGGAUGUUCCACCAAACACUAGACUGGUCGACUCCAAAAUAGUCCUUCGGCUAAAAUUGGAUGCCGACGGCAUACCCGUCCGGCACAAAGCAAGACUCGUCGCACGGGGCUUCACACAGCGGGAGGGUAUUGACUUUGAAGAGACCUUCGCGCCUGUGGCACCACUCAGCGCAAUAAGAGCCCUGUUAUCCUUGGCAGUAGAGCGCAACUGGGAAAUCCAUCAGCUCGACAUCACAAUGGCUUACCUUAACUCCACGCUCAACCACGUGAUCUACAUGAAACCACCGGAAGGCGCCAAGGUGCCGACGGGGAAAGCCUACCGAGUCAUCAAGGGACUAUAUGGUCUUAAACAGUCGGGACGGGAGUGGAACAUGGAUUUUGAUAAGUUCCUGCGACGCUCAAACUUCCACAGGCUCGACUGCGCACCAUGCAUCUACACCAGAGGAGAAGGGGAUAACUUCGCAAUAGUGGUCAUCUAUGUUGAUGACACGUUAAUUAUAGCCCCAACCCUAGAAACAGUAAGGCGCAUCAAGGAGGAAAUAGGCCAAAAAUGGCGGAUGGAGGAUGGCGGCAACGUCUCCCACUUCCUCGGGAUCAAAAUCACCAGGAAUCGAGAAGCAAAAACCAUGGAUCUCGAGCAAACCAGCUACGUCAAGCAGCUUCUGGAUGAACACCUGGACAAGCGCAGGAGGAAAUCUAGCGUCCCACUCCAAGAUAUCCCAGUCCCAGAGACGGCAGCAAGCAUGGCAGAGCGAAAGGAAUACCCACAGAUCGUCGGCAAACUUCUGUGGCUGUCAAAUGGAACACGUCCGGACAUCAGCCAAGCUGUCGGCGUUCUUGCACGCUACAUGACACAGCCGUCAAAGGAGCAUUACAACGCUGCACAAAAGGUACUCCAAUAUUUGGACCACACACGUGACACCCACUUGCAAUAUGGCAGCGACAAGCAACAAGAUUUCCUGACAGCGCACAGCGAUGCAAACUGGGCAAGCGAUGCCACAGCACAACGCAAGAGCUCAUCUGGCUCAGCGGUGUUCGUGUGCGGUAACCUGGUAGCAUGGAAGUCAGCUCUUCAGCGCUGCACCGCCCUAUCGGCAGUGGAAGCAGAAUUCGUAGCCGCGACAGAAGCCGCACGAGAGAUCCUGUUCUUCAAACACCUCUUCAAGACCGUAGGCAUUGACGUCGGUAUCCCCACAAUCUUUUCGGACAACACUGGCACUAUUCAGGUUAGCAAGGAUCCCGCGCAACACUGGAAGUUAAAGCACAUCGAUACCAAGUACCAUUUCAUCAGAGAUAACGUGCAAGACGGAAAGGUCAAGAUCAAGUACAUCAACACUGCAGACAACUUAGCAGACCUCUUUACCAAGCCGGUGGGAAAGACCACGUUACAGCGCGCGCGACAGGGAUUGGGACUGAAGGCCAAGCAUGAUGCAGUGGAUCGGCAGCCUCCUGCCUUACCACUGAGGGAGGCAGUUGAGGAAGUUAAAGCCGCACAAAGCGUGGAGACAGUGAAGGUAGUGCUUACGGCCGAGUAG